UCUACCUGAUGUCAUUUGAUUGCUUCUUUGCCGGACUGCUCUGCUGGGGCUUGCUGUAAAUGCUUGACUUCACUUGGAAUGCCCUGAUGCUGGAUCUCCAUAGAUUUCAUGGCGGUGGCACGAAAAAUCAAAACUUUGCUGACUGUAAAUAUCCUGGUCUUCGUAGGCAUCAUCCUGUUUUCGGUAUACUGCAGGAUCCAGGACAGGUCCCAGGAGCUGGUGCAGAUCGUAAGAAGUUCUGACCGCAGAGUGAGGAGCAGAAACACCAAACUGGGGGCAUUGGUCGACCGGGAGUCUAUCCUGCAAAGGCUGGACCAUCUGGAGGAAGUAGUAUACAAUCAACUAAAUGGAUUAGCUAAACCCAUGGGACUUGUAGAAGGACCUGGCGGCCUUGGACAAGGUGGAAUGGCUGCUACAUUGAGAGAUGACAGCCAUGAAUCAGAAACCAAAUAUGAGGAAUACGGUUAUAAUGCCCAGCUCAGUGACCGAAUCUCUCUGGACAGAUCAAUUCCAGAUUACAGACCCAAAAACUGUACCCCUGCCAGGACCUUACUACUUUCUCAUUUGCUGCCUGCCAAGACCCCUGCCUUGCCACCUAGUGUACAGUCUCUAGCCAUCCUUGUUCCUGCUACCCAUUGGUGGGGUGAUCAUGAGCUCCAUGAACUAGUGAAGCAAACUGGAACCACUUGGGUCUCUGACCCAUCUCCACCUUCAGGAGCUCUGGUGAAGACCUACUAUCACUUAGACCUUGUCCCUUGG
This is a messenger RNA of Nanorana parkeri, 759 nucleotides long. RefSeq names its product polypeptide N-acetylgalactosaminyltransferase 9-like. Lineage: Eukaryota; Metazoa; Chordata; Amphibia; Anura; Dicroglossidae. The transcript has 3 exons. The annotation marks the transcript as partial. The record is from RefSeq and is a predicted model, not a curated record.